AUGAGCGCAAGUGGGGACCGGAGGAAGGGUGGGGGAAGCUCAGCCACGUGCGCGCCCAGCCCACCGCCCCGCCACUGCCGAGGGCGCGGCCUGGGGGUGGGGCGCGCCGAGCCCGCCCCGCCCCGGGGCGACCCGGCCGCAGGGAUCCUGGCGGCGGGCGAUAAGAAGCUGGUAACCUCCGGCUCGCGGCCCCCGUCGCAGCCGUCGGCCUCGGAGGGAAGACGCUUCCGCCGUCCCGGGGGGCGCCGGGUCGAAGCGGCCCUUCUCCCGCAGCCUCCGUUGAACGUCCCUCUGCCUGCGCGGAGCCGGAGCGGGGUCUCUGGGGCCCGCCGGCCCGAGGCGGCUUCCCUCCUCGCGCCGUCCGCGAUGCGACCCCUGCGGCCCCGGCUCCCGGCAGCGCCGGCUCCGCCAGCUGCGGACCCGCAGCCCGAGCCGCAGUUGUCCGAGCCCGAGGCGGACUGCACGACGGGGGACUGGGAAUUCUCCCGGAAGGAUCGCCUGGUGCUCCGCCACCUGGAGGUGGUCCGGAGCCGCGAGGCGCGCCUGUGGCGGGGCGGCAAACCCCAGAUAAAAGAGAGGUUACUUCACUGCGUUAUAAUUACUUCCUUGAGACUUGCUGUAAAAAUUAAUGAAGAAGAUGAGGGUUGA
Molecule: messenger RNA, 648 nt
Organism: Nycticebus coucang (slow loris)
Lineage: Eukaryota; Metazoa; Chordata; Mammalia; Primates; Lorisidae
Gene: CCNI2
Product: cyclin I family member 2
Exons: 3
Coding region: 1-648 (215 amino acids)
Source: RefSeq, a predicted model, not a curated record